CUCCCUCAACUGGCAACCCUGCCCCGCUCCGAAACGCACAUCUGUCAAAGUUUGCGUUUGGCCACUUCCUGCUUUCAUCGCCUGUCGUCGGCGGACGUUCUUUCCGAGUACAUUUGCCAAUAUGCCUCCGAAGAAGGAUACCAAGGGAGCGGCAAAGCAGCCGCAAAAGACCCAGAAGAAGAAGGAAGGGUCAGGAGGUGGCAAGGCCAAGAAGAAGAAGUGGUCCAAGGGAAAGGUUCGCGAUAAGCUCAACAACCAGGUCCUCUUCGAUAAGGCCACCUACGAGAAGCUCUAUAAGGAAGUGCCCGCCUACAAGCUGAUCACCCCCUCGGUCGUGUCCGAACGUUUGAAGAUCCGAGGCUCCCUGGCCAAGCGCGGUCUGCGGGAACUUUGCCAGAAGGGUCUGAUCCGAAUGGUUGUUCACCACCACGCCCAGGUCAUCUACACCCGCACCACCAAGGGAGACGAUCCAGUGGCAUAAGCUGCUACUACUUAGGUGUUGUUAACCGAGGAGCUGUCCUAUAUUAGGUGAAGAAAAUAAGUGCGUGUGUACGAUUACCUGUUUUGUCGCACCCCGCCUAAGUACAUUCUGACGAAGGUGUGAGGAGGGGUAAGCUUUUUUGCGAUUCGCCAGCAGGAUGUAAGAUGUUGCGAAAAGGGAGAUAAUAUACUUAUUGAUAAGUAAAACGG
This is a messenger RNA of Aedes aegypti (yellow fever mosquito), 690 nucleotides long. It is a transcript of the gene RpS25, whose product is annotated as 40S ribosomal protein S25. The coding region runs from base 122 to 481 and encodes 119 amino acids. The transcript has 3 exons. Gene Ontology annotation, molecular function: structural constituent of ribosome. Gene Ontology annotation, cellular component: cytosolic small ribosomal subunit. The record is from RefSeq and is a predicted model, not a curated record. NCBI's taxonomy places the organism in Eukaryota, Metazoa, Arthropoda, Insecta, Diptera, Culicidae.